Molecule: messenger RNA, 750 nt
Organism: Brassicogethes aeneus
Lineage: Eukaryota; Metazoa; Arthropoda; Insecta; Coleoptera; Nitidulidae
Source: the annotation of a GenBank genome assembly
AACGGUUGGCAUUUCGGAGAAACGUCAGUGCUUGUCAAAUUAUAUAACCCAAAAAGAGGUACAUUUUCUUGUGCUCGCCAUAAGUGUAAAGGGUUUUUUGGUACAAUGGCCGCAAAAAGGAUCGCUCAAAGCAGCGUAAACUGGGCUUCACUGGGUGAGAGAGUGCCUGAGCACCAGAGAGCCCAGUUUUUGGCCUUCAAGUCGAAAUCUGAGGGUUAUUUGAGACGCGUUCUCGCCAACCCUGAACAGCCUCCAGCAAUUGACUGGGCUUUCUACAAAUCCCGCGUCCCAAUUGCCGGUAUGGUCGAUGAUUUCCAAAAACAAUACACUGCUCUAAAAAUCCCAUACCCAACUGAGAACGUAAGCAGCCAAUUGGACGCUUUGGAAAGCGAAACCAAAAAUGAAAUCGCCAAAUUUAAAUCUGACUCCAGUCAACGUAUCGAAGAGUACAAAAAACAAUUGGCUCACUUGGCAAGCUUGAUUCCAUACGAUCAAAUGACCAUGGAGGACUACCGUGAGGCAUACCCAGAAGAUGCCGUCGAUCCAAUCAACAAGCCAACAUACUGGCCCCACGAACCCGAAGACCAAAUUGGACAUGUCGAUAAGGAUGCUCCAGUCCAAUCGUCCCACUAAUUUUGAGAAAUUGUGGUGAAAAUAGCAAUCUACAUUCAUUUUAUGUGAAAAUAGCUCUUAUUAUCUUGUUAUUGUAAUAAAUUUAAUUUACUUCCAAUAUUUCAUGUUUUUUUAUUA